UUCAAUUGUUUUGUUUAUAUCAGAGAAAAUGCUUUAAAUACAAAUAUUUAAUUUUUUCUUGAAAUCAAACAUGGGUAAAUGUCCUGGAUUAUAUUGCGGAAGAGUCUUUUUUGAAAAUCAAACAUGGAGUGAUUGUGGUGCUUGUCCUCGAGGUUUUAGAGUCGAUAAUUCUGAUUCAAAUAGUAAAUGCACAGAAUGUAUUCAAUCUCCAACAUCCUAUGAUUGGUUAUAUUUAGGCUUCAUGAGCUUUUUACCUUUGAUAAUGCACUGGUUUUUUAUUGAUAUGGCAGCUAAAGAAAGAUCUUUUACAAAAGAACAAGUUCUUUUGCACGUUAGUGCGCUCUUAGAAGUUGUGUUAUCAGCUAUUAUAUCAGUUUUAGUUAUGGAGCCUCUAUUUUCAUUUAAUUUAUAUUCUUGUGGUGUGUAUAAACUUUCUGAUUGGUAUACACUUUUUCACAAUCCCGCUCCAGAUUAUAAAGAAAGACUUCACUGUACACAAGAAGCUGUUUAUCCAUUGCAAACUAUAGUCCUUGUUUUCUAUUUAUUAUGCCUAUUGUUGAUGAUGUUAGUUAGACCUUUGCUGAAUAGGAAAUUUUUAAAAGCCGGCAAAUCUGCUGUCUAUUGUGCUCUUUAUUUUUUUCCAAUUUUAACGCUUUUACAUGCCGUUGCGGGUGGAUUGAUUUAUUAUGCUUUUCCAUAUUUGAGCAUAGUAAUUUCAAUGGUAUCAAAUGCUUGCCAUUAUUCAAUGAAAAUUGAUCAAUCUAUGAAAUCAUUAUUAAAAAGUUCAUUAUUGGAAAUGAAAAAUGCUGUAAUAAUUGUUGGGCAUUGGUUAAUUUUAGCUUAUGGAAUAGUAUCUUUACGUCAACACUAUGCACUAUUGGCUUUGGUGCCGUUUCCAUCUAUAUUUUACAUAAUUACCGUAAAAUUUACAGACCCUUCUGAAUUUCGAGAGAGGGACGAAAGAAAUACUUAAACACUUUAUGAAAAUUUUACAAUUUCGUAAAAAUUUUCGAGUGGUGUAUUUAUUAUUUACUAGUAUUGACUAAAAAUUAUUGUCUGAUAACUUGUUAUAUUUAUCCAAGAAGGAUUUUGUUCAUUCAAAUCAUAAAUUAAUUAAGUAUAAGAUUAAGAUACAUUUAUAUAAUAUUGUAGGGAUUUUAAUAUAAGUUUUCAUUUAUUGUAUUUAAGUAGGUAGUUGAUAUUGGAAAAUAUAAUGAAAAAUUAAAUUAAUUAUAGUAUGAAAACUAUAUUUCAAAGUUAAAUUCAAAUGAAUAAGCGAUAUGAAUUAAUUCAAAAAUUAAUUUUAUAUUCAUAUAAUAUGUAAAUAUCAUCAAAACAAACUCUGAAUAAAGUUGAUGAAGUUACGAAAACUUCUUUAUUUUAUUUUCAAUACAAAAUGUAAAAUGAUUUUUUAAGAACAUUUAUGAAUAUUUCGAAUAUUUUAAACAAAAUUAUUGCCAUUGCGUUUCAGGAAAUAAACAUUUACAGCCGAAUAUCUACUUACCUACUUGAUCUUAAGAAAUUAAUACUUUAACACCCUAUGAAACAUACAUUUUACAACUUAUUUUAAUAAUAUUAAAUAUGAUUAAAUGAAUAAU
Condylostylus longicornis is the source of this 1598-nucleotide messenger RNA. Its product is annotated as JNK1/MAPK8-associated membrane protein. Gene Ontology annotation, molecular function: ubiquitin protein ligase binding. Gene Ontology annotation, biological process: response to unfolded protein. The transcript has 6 exons. Gene Ontology annotation, cellular component: membrane. The record is from RefSeq and is a predicted model, not a curated record. The coding region runs from base 71 to 973 and encodes 300 amino acids. NCBI's taxonomy places the organism in Eukaryota, Metazoa, Arthropoda, Insecta, Diptera, Dolichopodidae.